Messenger RNA from Microtus ochrogaster (prairie vole), 462 nucleotides. RefSeq names its product killer cell lectin-like receptor subfamily B member 1. Gene Ontology annotation, molecular function: signaling receptor activity. Bases 1 to 462 code for a protein of 153 amino acids. Gene Ontology annotation, biological process: regulation of natural killer cell mediated cytotoxicity. The record is from RefSeq and is a predicted model, not a curated record. Lineage: Eukaryota; Metazoa; Chordata; Mammalia; Rodentia; Cricetidae. The transcript has 5 exons. Gene Ontology annotation, cellular component: plasma membrane; cell surface.
AUGGGGAAUGUCCAUGCCUGUCAGUGCCCACGCUGGCAUCGGCUGGCACUGAAACUCAGCUGUGCUGGACUGAUCCUUCUUGUCGUGAUUCUGACUGGACUCGGUAUUUCAAUGGGAUUCUUAGUGAAAAAAGCACCAAUAGAAAAAUGUGGCGUGGCUGCUCAAGAGAUCAUGGCUCAACCAACAGGGAGAUCAGCCAUACCAACCUGCCUGAAAGAUUGGCAGCCAUACUGGGAUAAAUGCUUAUUUAUUUCUCAAAUUUCCAGACCUUGGUCUGAAGGUCUAUCUGACUGCUCUGUGAGAGGAGGCACUUUGCUGCUCAUUGAAGAUCAAGAAGAAUUGAGAUACUUCCAGAAUUUCUCAAAGAUAGAAGGACAUCAGUUUUUUAUUGGACUAAAAUAUAUUCAAGUGGAGCAGAUCUGGAAGUGGACAAAUGGUUCUACUUUAAAUCCUAAUCUGUAA